Acanthosepion pharaonis is the source of this 2031-nucleotide messenger RNA. NCBI's taxonomy places the organism in Eukaryota, Metazoa, Mollusca, Cephalopoda, Sepiida, Sepiidae. The record is from the annotation of a GenBank genome assembly.
AUGCUGUUGAUUUGUAUUUCAUUUACUCACGAAGCGCACGAUUCUGUUAACGAACGGAGCUCCAGAAUUAUGUCCGUAUUUAGAGAAACACUACCCGAUCUAUUAAAUAUCUGUACCAGCCUACUUCUCUCUCUCUCUUUCUCUCUCUCUCUCUCUCUCUCUCUCUCUCUCUCUCUCUCUCUUAGGUUUUCUUUCUCGGUUAAUUUAUCUCUUUAUCAAUUUCCCCUCUCUCAUUUUAAAGUAAAUAUCUGUACCCGCACACUUCUUUCUGUCUCUCUCUCUCUCUCUCUCUCUCUCUCACACGCUCGUUUUCGAUUUCCGUUCAAUUUCUCUUUGUCUCUCUCUUUUACUCUUUUUAAUUCUCACCCUAUUUCUUUCUCUUUGUCUCUUUCUCUCUUUCUCUCUAAGAGUAAAUACCACUCCCUGUCCACUUCUUUUUCUCUAUGUCUCUCUUACGUUUUCUUUCUCAGUUCUCUCUCUUACUUUCCCCUUCCUCAUUUUAACGUCACUAUUUGUACACGCCCACUUCUCUUUGUCUCCCUACCUCCCUCCUUCCCUCUCUCUCCCUCUCUCUCUUUCUAUCUCUCUCACUUGUUUUCGAGUCCCGUUAAAUGUCUUUUUUUUUACUCUCUCUCUAUAUAUAUACCAGUCCACAUUUCUCUUUCUUUCUUUCUGUCUCUCUCCCUCAAACUUACUCUUCUUUCUCUUUUUCUUUCUCCUCUUCUUUCUCUUUUUCUUUCUCCUCUUCUUUCUCUUUUUCUUUCUCCUCUUCUUUCUCCUCUUCUUUCUCUUUUUCUUUCUCCUCUUCUUUCCCCUCUUCUUUCUCUUUUUCUUUCUCCUCUUCUUUCUCCUCUUCUUUCUCCUCUUCUUUCUCCUCUUCUUUCUUUUUUUUUCUCCUCUUCUUUCCCCUCUUCUUUCUCUUUUUUUUUUCUCCUCUUCUUUUCUCUUUUCUUUCUCCUCUUCUUUCUCUUUUCUUUCUCCUCUUCUUCUCCUCUUCUUUCUAUUUUCUUUCUCCUCUUCUUUUCUUUUUUCUUUCUCCUCUUCUUACUCCUCUUCUUUCUAUUUUCUUUCUCCUCUUCUUUCUCUUUUUCUUUCUCCUCUUCUUUCUCCUCUUCUUUCUCUUUUUCUUUCUCCUCUUCUUUCUCUUUUUCUUUCUCCUCUUCUUUCUCUUUUUCUUUCUCCUCUUCUUUCUCCUCUUCUUUCUCUUUUCUUUCUCCUCUUCUUUCUCUUUUUCUUUCUCCUCUUCUUUCUUUUUUCUUUCUCCUCUUCUUUCCCCUCUUCUUUCUCUUUUUCUUUCUCCUCUUCUUUCUCUUUUUCUUUCUCCUCUUCUUUCUCCUCUUCUUUCUCUUUUUCUUUCUCCUCUUCUUUCUCUUUUUCUUUCUCCUCUUCUUUCUUUUUUCUUUCUCCUCUUCUUUCCCUCUUCUUUCUCUUUUUUUUUUUUCCUCUUCUUUCUCUUUUUUCUUUCUCCUCUUCUUUCUCCUCUUCUUUCUCUUUUUCUUUCUCCUCUUCUUUCCCCUCUUCUUUUCUUUUCUUUCUCCUCUUCUUUCUCUUUUUCUUUCUCCUCUUCUUUCUCUUUUUCUUUCUCCUCUUCUUUCUCCUCUUCUUUCUCUUUUCUUUCUCCUCUUCUUUCUCUUUUUCUUUCUCCUCUUCUUUCUCCUCUUCUUUCUCUUUUUCUUUCUCCUCUUCUUUCCCCUCUUCUUUCUCUUUUUCUUUCUCCUCUUCUUUCUCUUCUUCUUUCUCCUCUUCUUUCUCUUUUUCUUUCUCCUCUUCUUUCUUUUUUCUUUCUCCUCUUCUUUCCCCUCUUCUUUCUCUUUUUUCUUUCUCUUCUUUCUUUUUCUUUUUCUUUUCCUCUUCUUUCUCUUUUAUUUCUCCUCUUCUUUCUCUUUUCUUUCUCCUCUUCUUUCUAUUAUGCGUUUUUUUAAGUUCAUUUCUAAACUCUAUCUCUCUGUCACCCGUUUUCUUUCUCACUUAAUAUUCUCUCUCUUUUUACUCAAUACUCUCCCCUCUAUUUCUCUCUCUCUCUUUUUAUAG